Messenger RNA from Saccostrea cuccullata (small rock oyster), 655 nucleotides. RefSeq lists its product as uncharacterized. NCBI's taxonomy places the organism in Eukaryota, Metazoa, Mollusca, Bivalvia, Ostreida, Ostreidae. The record is from RefSeq and is a predicted model, not a curated record. Bases 81 to 560 code for a protein of 159 amino acids. The transcript has 2 exons.
UUCAAAAUCGAUAUCCAAAUAAUUUCUGAACAGUAAAUCUUAAGAAUAUAUUACCAUUUAAAUUUACCAUCGCAACAAUUAUGCUAGGCUCGGUGUUGCUCGUUUUAUGUCUGCUUCGCAUUGGUGAUGUUGCGCUAGGCCACAACGACCUAAGAAAUGUGGCAUACGGAAAAUCUGUAAUUCUGAGUUCAAAUUAUCACAGUUCGGGGUAUUCCGGAUCCAAAGUCGUCAAUGGUCUCCUUACCGAUCUCUCCCAUACCGCAGCCGAGAAAACCCCCUAUCUCGUGAUUGAUCUGGGGAAGGACUACGUCAUACAUGAAAUAGAGGUCUUCGCUAGAAAGUGUUGUGUGCACCAACUUCACGACUUUGACGUUAAAGUGGGCCAAAACACUCAUACCAUGCAUCUUUGUGGUCAUUAUACGGGGUACGCCAAGCUCGGGGAGCGGAUCGCUAUGUGGUGCCCCGCCGACACAGUGGGACGAUACGUCAAAAUACAGAUCACUUCCGGGGUGUCCAAUGUUCUCACUCCAGCAGAAGUACUUGUAUGGGGACAUCUGUAAUUAAAGUGCUAUGAAUUUUGUUUAAGAAAUGUGUUUAUAUAAACGUUUCAUCAAAUUAACAUGUGCGCGUAUGUGUUUAAACGUUGUAUUAAAUU